Messenger RNA from Biomphalaria glabrata, 1830 nucleotides. Its product is annotated as zinc finger MYM-type protein 1-like. The transcript has a single exon. The coding region runs from base 1 to 1830 and encodes 609 amino acids. The record is from RefSeq and is a predicted model, not a curated record. Lineage: Eukaryota; Metazoa; Mollusca; Gastropoda; Planorbidae. Gene Ontology annotation, molecular function: protein dimerization activity.
AUGUUGAUUGAUAUGGAAGUUAAGAAACAAAUUCAAAAUGAAAAGCCGAAAUGGCGUGAAGUGCUGAAACGAAUUCUGGCUUGCAUAAAAUUUCUAGCUAGCCAAAAUUUGGCUUUACGUGGUCACUGUGAAAGUCUUGCUGAAGAUGAUACCGAAUGUUACAAUAUAGGAAAUUUCCUGGCCACAAUGAAGCUAAUUGCUCAGUUUGAUCCAUUAUUAUCAAGUCAUCUACAGCAUUCUAAAAAUGUUCCGGGUUCAGUUUCAUAUCUGUCACCAAGAAUUCAAAAUGAAUUUAUCUGUCUUCUUGCAUCUACUGUCAGAAAGCAGAUACUCUGUGAUAUUCGACGAAACAAAUAUUAUGGACUAAUGCUAGAUUCAACACCUGAUCUAGCACACCGGGAACAGUUAUCGGAAGUUAUUAGGUUUGUUGAUGUUAAUUUCAAAACCAAAAAAGUGACCAUCAAAGAAUCUUUUCUUGGUUUUAUUCAGCUUCAUGCAAAAGAUGCAGCAACACUAGAAAAUGUUAUUGUUGAACAGUUGCAAGCAGACAACCUUCCUAUAGCUGACUGUCGAUCUCAGUGUUAUGAUAACGCAGCUGUAAUGGCAGGAGAACUGUCCGGACUCCAACAAAGAAUUGCCAUUCGAAAUCCUCAAGCAUCGUUUGUUAAUUGUAACAACCAUAGCUUGAAUUUAGCUGGAUUACAUGCUGCAAAACAGGAUCCAGUUGUUGUUACAUUUUUCGGUACAGUUGAGAAAAUUUACGUUUUUUUCAGUGCUUCAACUGUUCGAUGGGAGAAAAUGAAAGAAUUGCUUGGAAUUACAUUGAAGAGAGAAUGUCCAACACGCUGGAGUGCAAGACAAGAUGCGGUGAAUGCAAUCCACGAACAGUUUGAUGGAUUUUUACAGCUGUUAGAAAACCUGUAUGAAGAUGGUACUCAAACUAGUGAGACUCAGAAUGAUGCAUACAGUUUGCUUCAAAAUGUUAUGAAUUUCAAUUUCAUCACUCUACUUGAUUUCUGGCAUGCAGUUUUGUCAAAAAUUGACCGGAUUCAAAAACGACUGCAAGAUCCUUCAAUGAAUUUCCAUGACGCAGCACUGGAUUUAGAAGGACUGCAGCAACGGCUAAGUAGUAUUCGAGAAGAUGUUUGCAUCACUGCAGUCAAUGCAGCUAAAGUUCUGUGUGAAAAAUUGGUAAUUAGGAUAGAAGGAAGAAUUAAACGUCGAAAACAGAUGCCUGGUGAAAAUGCUGGUGAUGCAGGACUCGCUGCGGUUGAAGAAAUAACUCGCAUUAUGAAAUCAGUUAUUGAUAGACUAAUCCAGGAGAUGACAACACGAUUUGGUCGUCUGAAGACGUUAGAUGAAAAGUUUGGAUUUCUAUUCAACAUCAGCAAAUCGUUUGCUAAUGAUACCUCUAAUGAUAUUCAACAGCACUGUGCUACGCUGGCUGACUUUUAUAAAACUGAUAUCGAUGGAACUGAACGGUUCGUAGAAAUCAGUGACUACAGUAUGUUGCUGAAAACCCGGCCAGAUGCUACCCCAAUCAGCCCAUUAAAAUUACUUUCAUUUAUUAUUUCAUAUGGCAAUGACAUAUUUCCAAACUUGCGAAUUGCUUUGCAAAUUAUGCUGACAAUCUCUGUGUCAGUUGCUAGCUGUGAGCGUUCUUUUAGUAAACUAAAAAUCAUUUUUACUUAUUUGAGAGCUUCAAUGGGUCAGGAGCGUCUGUCAGACUUGGCAUUGCUAAGCAUAGAAAAGGAGCUGGUCGAAACAAUUAAUUUUGAUGAUGUCAUUGACAACUUUGCUAGUGCAAGAUCACGAAAAGUAGUUCUAUAA